Molecule: messenger RNA, 1188 nt
Organism: Camelina sativa (false flax)
Lineage: Eukaryota; Viridiplantae; Streptophyta; Magnoliopsida; Brassicales; Brassicaceae
Source: RefSeq, a predicted model, not a curated record
AUGGAAAAUGAUGGCUGGCUCGUAAAUGUUGCAGUGAUAGUUGAUCCCUCAGUUAGGCGAAUAAUAGCUAGUGAAACUGAUCAAGUAUAUGCAUCGUCUGCUUCUCGCGACAACACUAGCACAGAGACUAGGCCCUUCAAGGAAAGGGGGGAAAUAUGCUUAAAUGACACACUUGAAAAACAGAAUGGUACAUUGUCUACUGUUGCUUGUCUGAAUCCCUGGCAAUGGACUUUACAGCCGCAUGACACUGAAAAUUGUAGCCAGUGGCAUCCUCUUAGGCAUGCUUCCAUGGUUGCCAUUGAAUCUUCUUCUGCCAGAGAUAGACAUCUGUUUCCCAAUUCAUCCGAGAUUUUUGGUCAGGAUCAUGUUCAUCCCUCAAAUAUGGAUUCUCCAGCUAAAAAGCAGAAAACAAGCAGUCAGAGUCCACACGUCCAAAUUGACAGCAGAGAAGAAACUCUUAGAGAUCCUUCAAUGGAAAGGCCGUACCUCUGCACUGGUUAUGACAUUUUCCUCCUGUUGGAGCCUUGUACAAUGUGUGCUAUGGCGCUUGUGCAUCAAAGAAUAAAGCGGAUUUUCUAUGCUAUUCCAAACCCUACGGCAGGCGGUCUCGGGAGUGUUCAUAGACUUCAAGGAGAAAAGAGUUUGAACCAUCAUUAUGCAGUGUUUAGAGUUUUGCUGCCUGAUGACGCCUUGUUCUACUUCAAGCUUAAUCCAACAUUCUCCNAGCCGCAUGACACUGAAAAUUGUAGCCUGUGGCAUCCUCUUAGGCAUGCUUCCAUGGUUGCCAUUGAAUCUUCUUCUGCCAGAGAUAGACAUCUGUUUCCCAAUUCAUCCGAGAUUUUUGGUCAGGAUCAUGUUCAGCCUUCAAAUAUGGAUUCUCCGGCUAAAAAGCAGAAAACAAGCAGUCAGAGUCCAGACGUCCAAAUUGACAGCGGAGAAGAGACUCUUAGAGAUCCUUCAAUGGAAAGGCCAUACCUCUGCACUGGUUAUGACAUUUUCCUCCUGUUGGAGCCUUGUACAAUGUGUGCUAUGGCGCUUGUGCAUCAAAGAAUAAAGCGGAUUUUCUAUGCUAUUCCAAACCCUACGGCAGGCGGUCUCGGGAGUGUUCAUAGACUUCAAGGAGAAAAGAGUUUGAACCAUCAUUAUGCAGUGUUUAGAGUUUUGCUGCCUGAUGACGCCUUGUUGUAG